Messenger RNA from Brassica oleracea var. oleracea, 1262 nucleotides. Its product is annotated as GDSL esterase/lipase At5g37690. The transcript has 6 exons. The coding region runs from base 20 to 1096 and encodes 358 amino acids. The record is from RefSeq and is a predicted model, not a curated record. NCBI's taxonomy places the organism in Eukaryota, Viridiplantae, Streptophyta, Magnoliopsida, Brassicales, Brassicaceae. Gene Ontology annotation, molecular function: hydrolase activity, acting on ester bonds.
UUAAGUAACCCAAAACUCAAUGAUGAUUCUAAGGCUGGCUCUCGUGGCCGUCAUCUCCUCCUCCGUGGCUGCACAAUCAGCCUCAACGACGUCUCUUAUAACCUAUAUAUUUGGCGACUCAUUAACCGAAGUUGGUAACAACAAUUAUUUGCAAUAUUCGCUGGCGAGAUCAGACUUUCCGUGGUAUGGAAUUGAUUUCUCCGGCGGCCAAGCUACCGGAAGAUUCACCAACGGUCGGACAAUCGGGGAUAUCAUAUCUACGAAGCUUGGGAUCCCAUCACCACCACCAUAUCUAUCGUUAUCACGAAACGAUGACGCAUUUCUGAACGGUAUCAAUUACGCAUCCGGUGGAGCUGGUAUCCUCAACGAAACUGGCGUCUAUUUUAUCCAACGGUUGACGUUUGAUGAUCAAAUUAAUUGUUUCAAGAAAACUAAAGAGGUUAUUAGGGCGAAAAUUGGAGAUAGAGCUGCCAACAAGCAUGUUAAUGAUGCCAUGUACUUCAUUGGCUUGGGAAGCAACGAUUACGUAAACAAUUUCUUGCAGCCGUUUAUGGCAGAUGGGCAGCAAUAUACACAUGAUGAAUUUGUCGAACUAUUGACCUCAACCCUAGACAAUCAACUCACGACAAUAUACAAACUAGGAGCGAGGAAGGUUAUAUUUCAUGGGCUAGGUCCAUUAGGCUGCAUCCCAUCACAGAGAGUAAAAUCGAAGACAGGUAUGUGCCUCAAGCGUGUCAACGAAUGGGUAAUGGAAUUUAAUACAAAAACAACGAAGCUUCUAGAAGAUCUCAACAAACGCCUUCCCGGAGCUAAAUUUGCGUUUGCCGACACUUAUCCAGCCGUUCUCGAUCUCAUUGACAACCCCACGCGCUACGGAUUUAAGGUAGCGAACACGUCGUGUUGCAACGUGGACACGAGUGUUGGAGGGCUUUGUCUUCCCAAUUCAAAGAUGUGCAAAAACCGUAAAGACUUUGUUUUCUGGGACGCGUUCCAUCCGUCCGAUUCAGCUAAUCAAAUCUUAGCCGAUCAACUUUUCUCUUCUCUUCUUUCUUCUUCUUCUCAUUCUCCUGCUCCUGCCCCUAAAAACAAUUAUUAGUAUAGUUUUUGUUGGAGAAGAAAAGGACUAAACAAAUGUAUUGUUAUAUACUCCUCGAACGAGAUGCAUGUGUAAUUAUUUCAAUAUAUGUUUCUGAUGUAACCAUCGGGAGAAGUAUGUGUGCCUUGUUACGUAAGCAUUAUUUAUGUUGAGAUAAUUAUGGUUU